Molecule: messenger RNA, 1506 nt
Organism: Torulaspora delbrueckii
Lineage: Eukaryota; Fungi; Ascomycota; Saccharomycetes; Saccharomycetales; Saccharomycetaceae
Gene: RRP3
Product: RNA-dependent ATPase RRP3
Exons: 1
Coding region: 1-1506 (501 amino acids)
Molecular function (GO): nucleic acid binding; RNA helicase activity; ATP binding
Source: RefSeq, a predicted model, not a curated record
AUGUCAGAAAAAAGCAGGACAAAAAAUGGUGCAGUAGUGAAAAAGAACAAGCCCGCUAACAGUAAGGAAGUGUCAUCACUGGCAGCUAAGAUUAGAGCUAAGGCCCUCGAGAAUCAGAAAAAACUGCAAGCUCAGGAUGAGAUAUCUAGUUCUGACAGUGAAGAGGAAGAAGUUGAACCUAAGAAGGAAACUCCUAGGACUGAGGAAGUAGAACAGGAUGAUUCAACUGAAAAGACUUUGGAAUCCUUCUCAGGCCUGAACAUUGUUCCAGAACUACUCCAAGCAUGUAAAAAUUUGAAUUUUACCAAACCUACACCAAUCCAGGCCAAAGCGAUACCUCCGGCUUUGGAAGGUAAGGAUAUUAUAGGUCUUGCGCAGACUGGUUCAGGAAAGACCGCAGCAUUUGCUCUACCGAUUUUGAACAGAUUGUGGCACGACCAGUCGCCUUACUAUGCAUGUAUUUUGUCACCAACGAGAGAAUUGGCUCAGCAGAUUAAGGAGACUUUUGACUCUUUGGGAACGAUUAUGGGAGCACGUACAACUUGUAUCGUCGGUGGUAUGAAUAUGAUGGAUCAGGCAAGAGACCUGAUGCGUAAACCGCACAUUAUUAUUGCCACUCCAGGUAGACUUAUGGAUCAUUUAGAGAACACUAAGGGAUUUUCACUGCGUAAACUGAAGUUUCUGGUGAUGGAUGAAGCCGACAGGUUGCUAGAUAUGGAGUUUGGGCCUGUUUUAGACAGAAUAUUGAAGAUUAUUCCUACACAGGGCAGAACCACAUAUUUAUUUUCUGCCACUAUGACGUCCAAGAUUGAUAAGCUUCAAAGGGCUAGUUUGACUGAUCCGGUGAAAUGUGCUGUCUCCAACAAGUACCAAACUGUAGACACUUUAGUCCAAACCUUAAUGGUGGUUCCUGGUGGGUUAAAGAACACAUUUUUGAUUUAUCUACUGAAUGAGUUCAUUGGUAAGACGACUAUUAUCUUCACAAGAACAAAGGCUAACGCCGAAAGAAUAUCGGGACUGUGUAAUCUUUUAGAGUUCAAUGCCACAGCUCUGCACGGUGACCUGAAUCAAAACCAAAGAACUGGUGCCUUGGAUUUGUUUAAGGCUGGUAGAAGAUCUAUCCUUGUGGCCACUGAUGUUGCUGCCAGAGGUCUGGAUAUCCCAUCCGUGGAUAUAGUUAUCAAUUAUGAUAUUCCGGUGGACUCGAAGUCUUACAUUCAUCGUGUCGGUAGAACAGCUAGAGCGGGAAGAUCUGGUAAGUCCAUUUCAUUGGUUUCACAGUACGAUUUGGAAUUAAUAUUGCGUAUUGAAGAAGUUUUGGGUAAGAAACUGCCAAAGGAAAAUGUGGACAGAGAUCUCGUCAUGUCAUUGAGGAACUCUGUCGAUAAGGCCAACGGUGAAGUCAUUAUGGAGUUAAACAGGAGAAACAAGGAGAAGAUUGCAAGGAGUGGUGGAAGACGUUCUCGAAUGGCCGCUAGAAUGGACAUGGAUAGAGAGGAACGUUAA